CGAGUCCCUCCCCGCUGGCCCUGCAUGUCCUCCUGGCGCCUUCAAUUUCCACGGGGGCGUUAACCUCGCCAGGAUGCGCUGGAGCGCGGCGCCAGCAGCAGUGUCUAGAAGUUUUGGAUUUACGAUUAUAUUUUGUCGUUCGGUGCUCGUAGCUUUAUUUUCCAUGACAGAUCUUGACGACAGUACAUGCAAAAAGUACAUAAAAAUGAUUGCCAACAUAGUAAUAUUGAGCCUGAUCAUUUGCAUUUCCCUAGCGUUCUGGAUUACAUCGGUGACUGCCAGCACCUAUUACGGUAACUUGCGGCCCGUUUCUCCUUGGCGUUGGCUGUUUUCUGUUGUUGUUCCUGUUCUGAUCGCGUGUAAUGGCUUUAAAAAGAAAAGUCUAGACCACAGUGGGGCUUUAGGAGGGCUGGUGGUUGGAUUUAUCUUGACCAUUGCGAACUUCAGCUUUUUUACCUCUUUGCUGAUGUUUUUCCUUUCAUCUUCAAAGCUCACUAAAUGGAAAGGAGAAGUGAAGAAGCGUCUAGAUUCAGAAUAUAAGGAAGGAGGGCAGAGGAAUUGGGUUCAGGUAUUCUGUAAUGGAGCCGUGCCCACAGAGCUGGCCCUCCUCUACAUGAUAGAAAAUGGCCCCGGGGAAAUACCCAUCGAUUUUGCCAAGCAGCACACUGCCUCCUGGAUGUGUCUAUCUCUCUUGGCUGCGCUGUCCUGCUCUGCUGGAGACACCUGGGCUUCUGAAGUUGGCCCAGUUCUGAGCAAAAGCUCACCUCGGCUAAUAACAACCUGGGAGAAAGUUCCAAUUGGAACCAAUGGAGGAGUCACAGUGGUGGGACUUGCCUCCAGUCUCCUUGGUGGUACCUUCGUGGGCCUGGCCUACUUCCUUACACAGUUGUUGUUUGUGAAUGAUUUAGACAUUUCUGCUCCCCAGUGGCCCAUUAUUGCAUUUGGAGGUGUGGCUGGGUUACUAGGAUCAAUUGUGGACUCAUACUUAGGGGCAACAAUGCAGUUUUCUGGUCUGGAUGAACGCACUGGCCUGGUGGUCAGUAGCCCCACCCAGGAGACCAAGCACAUAUCAGGGAAACCCAUUCUGGACAACAAUGCCGUGAAUCUCUUUUCCUCAGUGUUGGUAGCCCUCUUACUCCCAACUGCUGCCUCUGGGCUUUGGCCCAAUGAGUGAACUUUCUAACUGGUUGAUACUGGCUAUUGAUUUAAAACUUGAUUGGGCCGGGUGUGGUGGCGCACGCUUUUGUUCCCAGCACUCUGGAGGCAGAGGCAGAAGCAGAAGCAGGCGGAUCUCUGUGAAUUCAAGGCCAGCCAGGUAAAUCCAGGACAAAGUGAGUCCAGGACAACCAAGGUUCUGUUACACAGAGAAUCCCUGUCUCGAAAAACCAAAAUAAAUAAAUGAAUGAAUGAAUAAAUGACUAAAACUUGAUUGGAUCUGGGGAGAAAAUGAAUCUGUGAUGCUCUUAGUCCUGAAACCAUCAACUCAGCUAGCUGAGACCACUGGCUUUCAACCUCAGGCUCCCUUCAGAAGUGCCUGGAAAUGGUGUAGAAAAGCCCUUAUGCCUGUGGUCCAGUUCUGGAACUGAGUUUUAAAGCUCUUCGCGUGAGAACAGUGUCCAGAUUUUCAGCCACUGUUGGCAAGGCACGGUUUCAAACCAGGUAGUUCAGACAGCCCUGUGCUCUCCUUGUGUGUGGCCUACUCCAUAUUGGAGUCUUUUUUGAACUCUGUCUGUUGUCUGGUGAGGAUGAGAGCCACUGGAGCAGAAUGUCCUAAGGCACUGCUGAGAGGACCUUCAGAACAAUGGGACUUGGUUUUUAGCAGAAUGGCUACUGGCCAUCGUGCUGUGAGCCCUCAGCUACCGCUUCUGACCUGUGCAGUGUUGCAUAGCUCCAUCCCGUACCAGACCGUUUCCAGGUCAGUUUGCGCAGCCCACACAUGGUUGUAACAUACUUUUUCUCCUUCACUGGACAUUCAUCCUCAUGAUGUAUUAUGGACAAAAAUCCUUUGGGCAGCCAGUUCUGAGUCUGGUGUAAUCAUUGUAUCCUUAAGAGUUCGGGAAGACAAGGGACUGGAGAGACUCCAGGUGAGAAUAUGCACUGUUCUUGCAGGGGACCUGUGUUUAAUUCCCAGCACCCACAUAGGGGGGCUCACACCCUUCUGUAAUUCCAGUUCCAGAGAGAUGCAAUGCCCCUGGAUUCUCAGGCACCUGUACUAACCUGCACAUGCCCACACAUAGACACACAGAUGCAUACACACACACACACACACACACACGCACGCAUGCGCGUGCACACACCUUUUCAUGAACGCAUGCAUGCCUGUGCUAAUAAAUAGUACAAAUAUAAAAACAAAACUAAAAGCCCAGUUAGAAGCUCACUGUCAAAUAUACUACUGGCUUUAUUGUGAACUAUGAACAGCCCCACUAAUUUUGAUAGCCAAUUUUGAUAAUUGGCUCCAAAGAUAUAAAGAACCUCAGGUCAAAUGAAACUUGAAAAGAAAUUGUUUUCACAUUUACAAGUAUAUGAUUGUAGUUCAAUGGUUUCUUAAAUCUACAGAUACAUAUUUUCCUAUAAGUCCUUCUUUCCUUUCUUCCUGCCUUCCUUCCCCCCCCCCCCAUGUUUUCUAUCCCUAGGCUGGCCUUGAACUCACUGUGUAGCUGAGGAUGACUAUGAACUCCUGAUACCCCAGCCUCUACCUCCCAAGCACUGGAAUUUUUGGCAUGUACCACUACGCCCAGCUCAGCAUCUUUUAUAAUUAAAUUUUUAAUUCAACCUACUGUUUCCUUUAUGGAUUUGACAGUUGGGAAGUCCUCCCCUGAUAUGCUAAGAUGAUACAAGCUGCCUAGCUACUGCUCUGAUUCUUUGAAGUAGUGGCUGCUCGGCUCCUGAAGGGAGUCCUCAAGAGCAGCAUGGUGAAAACACAGUGGACGGAGCCAUCUGGAGAGCAGUGAAUUAACACAGCAAAUCAUUUUGUCAUUGGACUUUCUCAUCUCUUUACUUCGUGCCUCAUGUAUUUCUGAUUUCUAGUUGUCAUCUAUCUAUGUAGUGUACUGGCUGUAGAAAUGGCAACCCCCACCUUGGUUUAUUAUUAUGAUAAACCUCAGUUUGUUUGUUUGUUUGUUUAUUAUUAGACUUUAGUCUGAUAAAGUAAAAAUCGUGUGAUGUGAGGUGUCCGGAAA
This is a messenger RNA of Meriones unguiculatus (Mongolian gerbil), 3179 nucleotides long. It is a transcript of the gene Faabtp, whose product is annotated as transmembrane protein 19. The record is from RefSeq and is a predicted model, not a curated record. The coding region runs from base 74 to 1174 and encodes 366 amino acids. Gene Ontology annotation, cellular component: membrane. The transcript has 8 exons. Lineage: Eukaryota; Metazoa; Chordata; Mammalia; Rodentia; Muridae.